Molecule: messenger RNA, 2387 nt
Organism: Ruditapes philippinarum (Manila clam)
Lineage: Eukaryota; Metazoa; Mollusca; Bivalvia; Venerida; Veneridae
Exons: 6
Coding region: 1-1443 (480 amino acids)
Biological process (GO): signal transduction
Molecular function (GO): protein binding
Source: RefSeq, a predicted model, not a curated record
AUGGCGGAUGUCUCGAUUUGGGAUUUUGCGGGGCAAUAUGUAUUUUAUGCCACUCACCAGGUGUUCUUGUCAAGGAGAGCGGUGUAUUUGUUAGUCACGGACAUAUCUAAACACGUGGAAGACACAGUUAAAGAUGAUGACUGUUUCUUAGAUAGCAAAGGUGUUCAAACAUUGGAAAAUAUCAGAUGGAAUUUGCAGGUAAUUUACAAGGACAGGCUACAUGAUCUUAAUAGCACGUUACCUGUACCAAUAGAGAGGGAAGAAGAACUGGAAUUGUUCUUGAGAUUCCACCACGAAUCCGGAAAUAUUCUUUAUUACAGUGAUGAUAAGUUAAGCGACACAAUAGUCCUUGACCCUCAGUGGUUGAUAGAUGCCUUUAAGAGCCUUAUUACCGCCAAAAUGUUCUGCUGCAGAAAGCCGAAUAUAUUCAAGAAAUGGAUUCAGUUUGACCAGUCAGCAAUAUUGACCAGAGAGCUUGUUGAUGCAAUUUGGAAACAAGAUGAAAGUUCAACAUUUAAAGAAUACGACGAACUCUUACUAGAAUACCUUGAAAAGCUCGGUUUCAUUUCCAAACCUCGGCAACAAUCUGAUGAAAUCGGGGAGAUAAAUUACUAUUUCGCUCCAUGUGUUCUUAAGACUUCCCCUCCUGAAGAUCUCCUCGUGUGUUCAGACUGUAAAAACCGGCGGUCCACCAGUGUCCUUUGUUUCACUACCACAUCUGGAUUCCUGCCCACAGCCGUGUUCAACAAACUCCUUGCAGCAUGCAUUGAUAAAUGGCCGAUCUCGAAGUUAAACAAAAAGAACUUAGUGUUCUGCGGAUGUGGAGUGUUUGAUCUCGAAGAUAAUCAUAAACUUUACGUGUAUUUCUUUGACCAUAUCAUUAACAUUUGGAUCACUAAAUACAGCACUACGGACGAAGAGCCGAGCACGUGUUUAUGUCAACACGUGCAUGAAUUUGUCUCAGAAUUUCUGAAAAAUAGAAUGCGUAUAACUAGUGGUAUUGAAGUAUUUUUAAGAUGCAAUCAAUCAAAUAUCCACAACAACGACAACCUUUUUGAAUUAGAAAACAUGUCUGGAAAACAAGAAGUCGUUUGCAAUACUGAACCUGUGCAUCAUGUGCAUAGAACCAAUGAGCUCAUAAAGUAUUGGCUAUAUUCCGAUUCAGAUCAUCAACUGGAUGAACUUACAGAAAAGGAGUUAAAUCGUAUGGCACUACAUAUCGGAAAAGAAUAUCAGUCUUUAGGUAUAGAACUAGGUCUAUCCAACGCUGAGAUUGAACAUAUCUGUCUGGAUUAUAAAGCCACGGUUGAUAGAAUUAGAGGAAUCUUACUAAAAUGGAAGGAUCAGAAUGUAGGCAACGCUACUCUAGAAGUGUUGGUGAAUGCAAUGAACGUUGUUGGCAUAGAUGCAGUGACUGUUAUAGAGACAGCAAAAGAAAAGUAGUUACAAACAUUACAAACUUGAAAAGUUAUGGAGCAAGAGCAAUUAGAAUUUAGUAAUUACCGGACCAUGUUAUGGAUUACAAUAUUUGUUGACCCUCGAAGUUUUGGCAUUCAGCAUUUGAUAAUUCUAGGCUUGGUGGGUUACCGGCUGAAUUUCCCAGUCCUUACAUGGGCGGCAAUCCACAUAUGUGCUAGUUUUACAGAGCCGGAUCUAAGAUCUGUUUCAAAAAAAAAAACAUUUUUAUAAAUAACGGGCAUUUUGAUAAUGAACAUUUACAGUUUAAACUUUUUUGUAUUAUAUUCAAACUAAACAAAUCUCAAUAAACGGGCUUAAUCCCUAAAAUGUUGACAAUUAUUAUAUUAAAAAUACUGUACGUCUUUCAUAUUGAAAGCAAAUUGAAUUUAUUAUUGAGCAUUUUAAUCUAAAUCCAUCAUGAAACUUGUGUCAUGAUAUACAUAAAUGAAAAGCAAGUCUGAUGUGCUCGAAUUUCGUAAAAUACUUAUGAGUCUGUCAUAUGAUAAAGCUUACUAGAUAUGUCGUGGAAGAUCUUAGAUUGUACUCGGGUACCUAUUACAUAUCGCACGAGUGUCACCUGAGGUGCAUCUUUAUCAUUAAAUCUGGAGGGCCCGCUUUAUGGCCAUAACAUUGUCGGUGCAAGUUUUAUCGUUACAUGUAUAUUGACCACAUGUUCGUCAUAAAGAUAUGCCCGAUAUUGCAAUUUUGUUGCUAUUUGAUUUCUGUAUGUUUCCAGUUUUUGACAAUUUAGAACACUGUUUCUAGAAAGUACAAGUACAUGUACACGUAUGUCUUUCAUUCAAGGUAAGACACCUCUUUUCACAUUAUUUGACACAAAUAUCAUUUGCAUGACACUGCUGUAUUCCAUCAUGAUUGUCGAUUUUUUUUAUUCAAAAUGGUUUGUAAAAAUAAAAGUCCAAAUAAUAUUA